AUGAGUGAGCAGGGGAGGGAGACGGAGGAGGAGGAGGGGGGAGGUGGUGCUUCCGACACAGCACCCAUGCUGCCCCGGGGACCUCUUGACCACCAGGCCUCAGCCCUGACGUGCCCAGGGUGGUCGGGGCCCCUGUUGCUGCCUGGCCGGCUGCUGGCCGGGCUCCUGCUGCACCUCCUGCUGCCCGCUGCAGCCUUCCUGCUGGUGCUACUGCCUGCGGCGGCCGUUGUCUACCUGGGAUUCCUGUGCCACUCGAGGGUCCACCCCGCUCCCGGUCCCCGGUGCCGCGCGCUGUUCUCGGAUCGCGGCUCCGCGGCGCUCAUCGUGUUCGGGCUUCUCUCGCUGCCGCCGCUGCUGGUGCUCGCCUCGGCCGUCCGCGCCCGCCUGGCCCGGCGCCUCCGCCCGCUGCUACCUCCGCCCGCUGGGACGCCCGGACCCCGCCGCCCCCCGGGGCGCCCCGACGGGGACGAGCAACUCUGCGCCUGGGUGUGA
Molecule: messenger RNA, 492 nt
Organism: Symphalangus syndactylus (siamang)
Lineage: Eukaryota; Metazoa; Chordata; Mammalia; Primates; Hylobatidae
Gene: TMEM278
Product: transmembrane protein 278
Biological process (GO): negative regulation of canonical Wnt signaling pathway
Cellular component (GO): plasma membrane
Molecular function (GO): PDZ domain binding
Source: RefSeq, a predicted model, not a curated record